Messenger RNA from Cyanistes caeruleus (blue tit), 662 nucleotides. The record is from RefSeq and is a predicted model, not a curated record. Lineage: Eukaryota; Metazoa; Chordata; Aves; Passeriformes; Paridae.
AGUUUCGGGCUCGGGGGUUCGGGUGGUGGCCUUGCUUGGGGUGUCGUCGCUGGAGGGUGGGAGGAGCUGGGUCGCGCCUUUGAAGGGCGCUGGGGUCCUACCCUGACCCCCCUUCUUUAAGGGAUGCCCGGGUAUGUCCGUUCAUCACCCAGGAGCUCUCUGCUCACACAAUACCAGGGACGUUCAGAGCCAAAAUCAUCCAAACCCAUCCCAGCCCUGCCCUGGGUCGGCUCCACACCUGCCAGGCGCCAGCAGCAGCUCCAGGGAUGCUCACAGGAGGGGAGGGGGCCACGCCUGACCCCUGCCCCAUCUCCCACACCAGGUUUGACUACCAGGAGCUGCUGCACAACUCCACCUUCUGCAUCGUGCCCCGGGGCAGGCGCCUGGGCUCCUUCCGCUUCCUCGAGGCUCUGCAGGCCGCCUGCAUCCCGGUGCUGCUGAGUGACGGCUGGGAGCUGCCCUUCGCCGAGGCCAUCGACUGGGGCAGAGCUGCUGUCGUGGGCAGCGAGAGGCUCCUGCUGCAGAUCCCCUCCGCCGUGCGCUGCAUCCACCCGGAGCGCGUGCUGGCUUUCCAGCAGCAGACCCAGUUCCUGUGGGAUGCCUACUUCUCCUCCGUGGACAAGAUCGUGCACACCACGCUGGAGGUGAGCCCCCCACCCCGA